AUGCCCCCUCCUGUGUGGGGGCUUCUGGUCUGCUGCUUCCUUUGUGGCUGGGCUCUGGGGGGUCCGCGGCCUAUCCGCUCUUUGCCCCCAUUGUCCUCCCAAGCCCAGCCAGGAUCUGUGUCCAUGUGGGUGCUCCCAGAGGGGGCAGAAGCAGCCCUGGCUUUUCUCUACUCGGGAGAUGCCCAGCAGCUGUCGGGGGCUAACUGCAGUGAACGCUAUGAAGCCCAUGGGGCAGGAGCCAGAACAGGGCUCCCUCUAGUCUUACAGAGGGCAGCGGGCACCGUUGCCCAGGCUGCCAAUUUCCUUAAUAUGCUGCUGCAAGCCAACGACAUCCGCGAGUCCAGUGUAGAGGAAGAUGUGGAGUGGUACCAGGCACUGGUUCGCAGUGUGGCCGAGGGGGACCCAAGGGCAUACCGGGCUUUGCUGACCUUUAGUCCCUCACCAGGGGCCAACCACUUGCAGCUGGCCUUGCAGGCCACCCGGAUGCAGGAGGAGACCCUCCUUCAGGACUUGUCUGGGAGCAGGAUGCAGGGGGAGAGCCAGGCUGGGGACCUGGACACCCGUGACCUACAGAAGCGAGUGCUGACCAAUGACCUAGGGAGCCUUGGCAGCCCCAAAUGGCCACAGGGAGAUGGCUAUGUGGGGGACAUGCAGCACGUAAGGCUAUCUCCUCCCUUCCUGGAGUGCCAGCAGGGCCGGCUCCGUCCUGGCUGGCUUAUCACCCUCUCAGCCACCUUCUACGGACUCAAGCCAGACCUCAGCCCAGAAGUCAGGGGGCAGGUGCAGAUGGAUGUGGAUCUUCAGAGCGUGGACAUCAAUCAGUGUGCCAGUGGCCCAGGCUGGUACUCUAACACACACCUGUGUGAUCUCAACAGCACCCAGUGUGUCCCUCUGGAGAGUCAGGGCUUUGUUCUUGGCCGCUACCUCUGCCGCUGCCGGCCUGGCUUCUAUGGGGCAAGCCACUCUGGGGGGUUAGAGGAGAGCACCAGCCAGCCUACUGGGCAAUUCGGGUCUCUGCAAGGCGGCUCUGGGAGGCUGCUGCAGUGCCAACCCUGUCCUGAGGGCUGUACCAGCUGCAUCGAUGCCACACCAUGUCUGGUGGAGGAGGCCCUGGCAUUGAGGGCAACAGUGAUGGUCGGCCAGACCUGCUGCAUGCUGGUCGUCUUCCUGAGCAUGCUGGUCUCCUACCGCUGCCGCCAGAGCAAGAGGAUCCGGGCAUCUGGGGUUAUCCUGCUGGAAACCAUCCUUUUUGGAUCCCUGCUGCUCUACUUCCCUGUCUUCAUCUUGUACUUCAAGCCCAGUGUAUUCCGCUGCAUUGCUCUCCGCUGGGUCCGGCUGCUGGGUUUUGUCAUGGUCUACGGCACCAUUAUACUCAAGCUCUAUAGAGUGCUCCAGCUGUUUCUGUCUCGAACGGCCCAGCGGGGUCCCCACCUCAGCAGUGGGCGGCUGCUACGGCGCCUGGGGCUGUUCCUGCUGCUUGUGCUGGGGUUCCUGGUGGUGUGGACGGCUGGAGUCCUGGAGCAAGGCAUCCAACACACACCUCUGGUGACCCAAGGCCACACUCCCACAGGCCGCCACUUCUAUCUCUGUCACCAUGACCGCUGGGACUACCUCAUGGUUGUGGCUGAGAUGCUGCUUCUGUGCUGGGGCAGCUUCCUCUGCUAUGCCACCAGGGCCGUGCCCUCGGCCUUCCAUGAGCCACGCUACAUGGGCAUCGCCCUGCACAACGAGCUGCUGCUCUCUGCUGCCUUCCAUGCAGCCAGGUUUGUGCUGGUUCCCUCCCUGCACCCGGACUGGACCCUCCUCCUCUUCUUUUUCCACACCCACAGCACAGUCACCGCCACCCUAGCUCUGAUCUUUAUCCCCAAGUUCCGAAAGCCAGGGGCCCCAUCUCGGGAAGAGAUCGUAGAGGAGGUGUACGAGGAUGAGCUGGACCUGCAGCGCUCAGGCUCCUACCUCGACAGCAGCACUGCUUCAGCCUGGAGUGAGCGCAGCUUGGACCCUGGUGACAUUCGGGAUGAGCUAAAGAAGCUUUAUGCGCAGCUAGAGGUCCACAAGACCAAGGAAAUGGCUGCCAACAACCCCCACCUGCCCAAGAAGCGGGGCAGCUCGCGCCAGGGGCUGGGGCGCUCCUUCAUGAGGUAUCUGGCCGAGUUCCCCGAGGCCCUGGUGCGGCAGCACUCUCGGGACUCGGGCUCCGUGGGCCGCAGCAGCCUGCCUGGCUCCUCCCGCCGCAGGCUUCUCAGCUCCAGCCUCCAGGAACCCGAGGGACCACCGGCCCUGCGCAAGUCCCGCAGCAGCUACGACCACUGCAGGGAGCAGGAGCCGCCUCUCCUUGACUCACUGCUGAAGAGGAAGCUGGCCAAGAAGGCCUCAAGGGGUGAGAGCCGGGAUUCGGUGGAGGGACCCCCUGUCCUCGGCUUCAGGUCUGCCAGCGCCCACAACCUGACGGUGGGAGAGAGACUUCCCAGAGCACGCCCUGCUUCCCUGCAUAAGUCACUCAGUGUCGCGGCUGGCUCCAGGGAAAAGGCCCUGCUCCUGGCCAGUCAGGCCUACCUGGAGGAGACCUAUCGGCAGGCGAAAGAGCGAGAGGAGCGAAAGAAGGCAGAGGCGGCCGUGGUGAGUCCAGUGCGGAGGCCAUCAGCCAGGAAGCUAGAGCGAGCUCGGGGCUCCCCGCUGUCGGCCCCACCGUCCCCGGCCAAGAGCAGCAGCCUGGACAGCUCCCAUGCCUCUAAGCAGCUUCAUGAGGAGGCUGGGAAACGACUGCCUCACCCACCCAUCAGGCACCAGGUCUCCACACCCAUCUUGACCCUGUCUGGGGCCUACCUAGGAGAGCCAAGAUUGCUGUCGCCCACUUGCAUCUUGGCUCCAGCUCUGAUGCCAGCUCCAGCCGUGGCACCAGCUCCUGCCCUAGCUCCUGCCCCAGCAUCCUCUCAAAGCCCCAGCUUGCUUACCUUCAUCUGCCCCUGGGAGAAUGCAGAAUUACCAGUCAGAAAAGAAAAUGCAGCCCAAGAAGGCCCCUCAGGGCCAGAGCGAGGCAACCACUCCCCGGCCCCUGCUCAAACCAGGAUCUGGAGGACCCUCUCGGUUGCAGUAGAAAAAAGGGGGACUGGGGAGAAUGAAAUGGACACAGAAGAUGGAGAUCUCCAAGGGGAAGCUGAAGGCAAGGACGAGGACAGGCCCAAGAUCUUCCCUAAAUCUCACAGCCUCAAGGCCCCCAGUCAGCAGGGUUCCAUGCGCAGUCUGGGACUGGCUAUCAAAGCUCUGACCCGUUCUCGGAGCACAUACCGAGAGAAGGAGAGUGGUGAAGAGAGUACUGAGAGAGGGGAGAAGAGCAGAGUUUCAGGAGAGAGUAAGGAGGCAGCCCCCAGAUCUCCCAGGGUGGGCCGCCCCAAGGCAGUGAGUAAACAGGCUGCCCUUGCCCCCUGUGAUGACGAGGAGUCCCUCCAGAACCAACAGAAUGCUCAUACCAGCAGAAUGCUCCAGGUGUGUCAUCAGGAGGGCAGCAGAGAACAAGACAGAGGGAGGAGGGCAUCCCAGGGCUUGGUGGAGGGCAAAGCUGAGAAAGCAGGCAAAAUGGGGCCUGCCACACUGAGACAAGGCAGGCAGGGCACAGAUGGGGACAAAAAUGCUGAACGAGCAAAAGAGGUCGCUGGGGGGUGGCAGGAACGGCCUAAAGCUUGCCUCCAGCCCCUGGGCAGUGGUGCCCACAGGGUGGCAGAGGUAUGCCCCUGGGAAGUACCCAAGUCAGAAAUGUGGCCACUUGACAGUAGCAACAAAGCUGAAAUCUGCCCCUGGGAAGUAAGUGAAGGAACCCUUGAGAGGGGAGCACUGAGGCAGGAUCUAGAAGAUAGGCCCCAAGAAGAGAUGGGGAAGGCCCCAGAAAAACUAGCACCGAAAGAUGUGGUUGCCACUGCUCGGAAAAAGCCAGAGAAGCUGGUAAGGGGGCAGAAGGCAGUGUGUCCCUGGGAAGGCACCGAUCCUGGAGGACUGUCCCCUCCGUCAGCCCCUCAGAAUACUGAUAGAAGCAAGGGCAGGUCUGAGGCAGUGGGCAGUGGGGAGGCGAGGGAGGUGGCCAUGUGCCGGUGGGAAGCCACUGGCCCAGAAGCUUGUAAAGCUGACAUGGCCAAGGCAGAGGUCUGUCCCUGGGAGGCAAGUGGAGGAGGAGAGAAUGGGAAACCAAGCCAGAAGGUAGCGAAGGAGCUUCCCCAGGAAAAGUUGAAAACUCCCAAGAAAGGAAACUUUUGGAAAGAACAGAAACUGGGUGGAGACUGGGAGUCUCUCUGUCCAUGGGAGAGUACAGAUUUUCGGGGUCCCUCAGCGGUCUCAACCCAGGCCUCAGGUAUCCCGGAGUGCUCAGGGAGUUUGGGCAGUGGCAUCACUGAGGUGUGUCCAUGGGAGGCAGGAGAUGUUCCUGCUCCCAAAAAAGCAGAGAUCUGCUCCUGGGAGCUGGGCGCUGAGAGAGUGGGGAAAGAAACAGCGAGUCAGGGGACAGGUGGAGAAUCUCUCCAGGAAAAGGAAAAAGCUUCCAGCAAAGGAAGUUCCGGAGAGAUGGAGGAACAAGCUGUGAAGACAGUGCAGAAAGUCAGUCAGCUGCGGGAGGCGGUCUGUCCCUGGGAAAGCACAGCCUCUGAGCACUCCAGCCCGUAUGUAGACAAUGCCUUGUCCAAGUCUGGAGGCCAGCCCCCAAACAAGGACGGAAGCAGAGUGACACAGGUAUGUCCACGAGAAGACAGCAAGCCACAGGUAAGGGAAGCAACACCUGCCGAAGCAGAAACCUAUCCCUGGGAGGUAAACGAAAGAACAAAAGGGGACUGGACAUCGGGACAGGCUCCAAAAGGAAGUGAAUCUCAAAAGGACCAGGAGAAAAUGUCUGGACAACCAGGAAUCACAGAAGCAGAUGCCACAGCUUGGGAGGAGCCUGAGGGGCAGAUCCCAAAGCAGGAAGCAGUGUGUCCCUGGGAGAAGGUGGACCCUAGCAGUCUCCCCCGACAGCCGGGCUCUCAAGACACAGAUAAACCCAAAACCAGUUUCCAGAUGUCAGGCAGCGUGGGAAGCAAAACUGCAGAGAUCUGCCCGUGGGACGCAGAGGAAACCCUGAUUACAGAGAAGGCACGUAUCUGUCCCUGGGAGGUAAGUGCUGGAGCAGUACAGGAAAGGCCUUUGGGAGUUGAGGCCAUUAGGAAAUUUCCAAAUGACAAAGGAAAGGCUUCAGGAGAGUGUGGCCUUGAGGCAGCCGUUGCUGCUCCACAGAAGCCAGAGAGGCCAGCUCAAGAGCGGGAGGCGCCCUGUCCUUGGGAAGGUUUGGAUCCAGGGGGCUCCUCUCAGCAUGCACGUGUUCUCAACACGGAUGCAGUGAAGGCUGGACCCCAGGACCUGGACAGCGUGGGCUGCAGGCCAGCUGAAGUAUGUCCUUGGGAAGUAGAGGAAGUGCCUACCACUGAAAAGGCUGAGGUCUGUCCUUGGGAAGUGAAUGAAGGAGUGACUGAGAAGGGAUUGGAGCAGGAGAUGGGGAGUGAAUCAGCAGGGCAGAAGAAAGCUCUAGAAAAAGGGAGACUUAUCUCCCUGGGAGAAGACAUAUCAAAAUGGGAGGCAAAACUGAGUCAGGAGCAGGAAUCUGUUUGUCCUUGGGAGAACACGGACUUGACGGAACCCUCUGCCCAGGCCCCUGAAGUCUCAGGCUUAUCCAGCAGCUUGAGUAGCCAAGUGGCAGAGGGGCAUUCCUUGGGAGUCAGUGAUGAGGUAGCAGAGAAAGGGGCCCCGAGGCAAGAUGCAAAGAGGGGCUCCCACCCAGAACACAUGCUAAGCCAAGAAAAAGCUGCAGGUUCAAAAGCAGAAUUUACUAUUGAAGAUGGGGAAAACACAAACAAGGAACAGCAAUCUGUCUGUCCAUGGGAGAGCUUGGCCCCAGGGGGCUUUUCCUCCCACCCAGACACUCAGCGCACAGAUCAACUGAAAACCAGCUCCCAGGGGCAGGUCAGUGUUGGGGGCAGGGUCGCUGAGGUGUGCCCAUGGGAUGUUCCCCACUCAGAUGCUUAUACACCUGAUGGUCCCACCCAGGACGAGAUCUGUCCCUGGGAGAGGAGUGAACAAAUUCCUCAGAAAAGGGUGUUGAGACAGGAUGGAAAAGGGGAAUCUCAAGAGCAGAAGGUGAAAGCCCCAGGAAAAUCAGAGCCCAAAGAUGUGGCGAUUCAGAAGCUGGAGAAGGCAGACAGGAAGCAGGAGGCUGUGUGUCCCUGGGAGAGUCAGGACUGUGGAAGUCCCUCUCCACAACCGGCCCCAAAAGCUUCUAACAGAAGCAAAGGCAGCUCUGAGGCAGCAGGUGGUGUGGGGGCCAGGGUAGCAGAUGUGUGUCCGUGGGAAGUGGAAGAGUCUCCGUCUGUCAAGAAAGCCGAGAUCUGCCCCUGGGAGAUGAGUACAGGAGCAGCAGAGAAAGAGGGGCUGGAACAGAAGGUGGACAGAGACUCACAAGGGCAAGGAGAGAUGUUCCCUCCAAAGGCAGGCUCUGGAGGGACUGAAGAACACUUUUCAAAAGCAGCAGCAAAACUCAGCAGAGAGCAGGAGACAGUCUGCCCAUGGGAAGGCUCACCUUCGGGGCUGCUCUUCCUCCAGCCAGAUGCUCUGGACACCGACCAAGCCAAAGUCAGUCCUCACAAAGCAAGCAGUCUGGGAACCAGGAUAGCAGAGCUAUGUCGAUGGGAAGUCACAGAUCCAGAAGGAAACAAAAUAAAGGGCACUAUGGCAGAUAUAUGUCCCUGGGAGGGAAUUGGAGCUCCAUCUGAGGAAUCUGGCCUCCUGGCUGUAACUGCAACUCAGACAGAAAUGUUCAUCCCCACAGCCUAUGAGAAACCUCCAUGCCUUUCAGUCCAGAGACCUCUGGAAAGCCUCCUUCCGGAAAGCAAAAGUCCUCGCCCUGAAGUGAGCAAGCCAGACAGUACUCUUUCUCUGGAAGGUGCCAGGGAACUCCAAAGAGCUUCAGCACUUGGACUAGGAAGCAGCUUAGCCCCAGAGCCAAGUCUCCAAGAAGCCAAGGCUCCGAAGUUUUCCUCUUCAACUGAAGACAAAGAAGCAGUGAUUUCUGAAAUGCAAAAUAAAGAAUUUGCUCUUCCGAAUGUCUAUCCUUGGGACUGGGAGUAA
Messenger RNA from Orycteropus afer afer, 7137 nucleotides. It is a transcript of the gene GPR179, whose product is annotated as G protein-coupled receptor 179. Gene Ontology annotation, biological process: G protein-coupled receptor signaling pathway. Lineage: Eukaryota; Metazoa; Chordata; Mammalia; Tubulidentata; Orycteropodidae. The record is from RefSeq and is a predicted model, not a curated record. Gene Ontology annotation, molecular function: G protein-coupled receptor activity. Gene Ontology annotation, cellular component: membrane.